Racocetra persica is the source of this 439-nucleotide messenger RNA. Lineage: Eukaryota; Fungi; Glomeromycota; Glomeromycetes; Diversisporales; Gigasporaceae. The record is from the annotation of a GenBank genome assembly.
CGUAGAAAACGAAAAUCUGGAUGUAAUGUUAUUGCAUUCCACGUUCCUACCAAUUUUGAACCAGCAAAGAAAGCAAACCAAACCUUACGAAUUCAACAAGAAUUCGAAGACACAAUUGAUUUUACUAUACCAGAAUUUACUACACCAGAAUUUACUAGACCGGAAUUUACUACACCAGAAUUUACUACACCGGAAUUUACUACACCGGAAUUGUCAUCGAAUAUAUCUACAUCUACAUCAUCGCCAAUAUUUGAACAACUUUUUCAGGUUGAAGGAGGAUAUCCUACUAGCCAAUCUUAUAGAAAUUUCUUACCUUUACGAGAUUCACAACUCGUACCAGUCGAACAAAACAAUCAAAAUAAGAAAAAUAACCAAAAUAACAACAAUAACCAAAGUAAACAAAACAACCAAAGCAAACAAAAUAACCAAAGUAGCCAAG